This is a messenger RNA of Anguilla rostrata (American eel), 956 nucleotides long. RefSeq names its product small ubiquitin like modifier 2a (gene sumo2a). Gene Ontology annotation, cellular component: nucleus. Gene Ontology annotation, molecular function: protein tag activity; ubiquitin-like protein ligase binding. Bases 134 to 421 code for a protein of 95 amino acids. NCBI's taxonomy places the organism in Eukaryota, Metazoa, Chordata, Actinopteri, Anguilliformes, Anguillidae. The transcript has 4 exons. Gene Ontology annotation, biological process: protein sumoylation. The record is from RefSeq and is a predicted model, not a curated record.
UUUUUUUCAAUUCAAUGACCAGCAAACUAUCGCGCCCGCGCACGUACACCAGAGUAUUUUAUGGGAACGUGUACGUGCGCGCGCCUCCAUACUCUUUGUGUGGCGGCGCAGAGAGAAACGCGGAGAGAAAGCCAUGGCGGACGAAAAACCCAAGGAAGGUGUGAAGACAGAAAACAAUGAUCACAUCAACCUGAAGGUUGCGGGGCAGGACGGCUCGGUGGUGCAGUUCAAGAUCAAGAGGCACACGCCGCUCAGCAAACUCAUGAAGGCGUACUGUGAGAGACAGGGGUUGACAAUGAGGCAAAUUCGGUUCCGGUUCGAUGGGCAGCCUAUCAACGAAACAGAUACACCUGCACAGUUGGAAAUGGAGGAUGAAGAUACAAUCGAUGUUUUUCAGCAGCAGACAGGAGGCCUCUUUUAAAAGCAUCAAGUGCCCCCCCCCCACCCCACACACACACACACCCUGUUUCCAAAUACUGUCCCUUUCAAACUGCUAUUGUCAUUGCAGAAUAUGUACCAUACUAAAGAAGACCUUUUCGGUUUCACAUAAAUACUGUUGUAUAGUGUUUUCAUCCUUGCUUUUUUCUUUUCUUUUUGUACAUAAACCUCAGCUGGCAGAUUGCAUACAUUUAGUUAUUCUGAAAUAAUUAUCUCAUGAUUACUGAAAUGAACCAGCGAUUCAGGCCCAAAAUAUCUUUUGAAAGAUAAAAUCCAGUAAAUUAUUUUACAUCACGUUCACAGUGAGAAUGGAAAUUUGCUGGUUAGCAGACAUUGUUUUCUGUUAUCUGUUUCAAGAGAUGGAUUUUAUAUCUUUUUUUUUUAUAUUUUAGUGGAUGUGUAGAAUAAAAGUUGUCUUAAACAUAGAUCGAUUUGGCCACAUUUAAAAUAAAGAACCCUGGUAAAGGGUUUUAGUCAACAUCUGUAUUGUUUAAUAAAUUUCUUGUUAAAGAAAAAAA